AUCACAGAGAAUACUGUAGCAGCCCUUUAAGCUGUCAAGAUGUAAAUGUCUUGGAUACAUUGAUUCUUCUGGGGCUUACAGUCACUCCAGUUACUCCUGAUUUUCACCAGAGGAAGACAGGGUUGGGUAUUAAGCUCCACUGAAACAAGAGACUAUAUUGCCAAUUCAAACUUUCUCCAUCACUAACCAUAUUCUAAUGCAUUUUGAUCCAAUGGGAAAAUGAAGAGUUUUUUCUCAAGAUUAUGUACUCUAAGGAGAGUAAUUGCAAUAACCAUCUAUUGUUGAUCAAAAGUUACAUUAAAAGCUUCCAGUUUAUAGCUGGCUGGUUUUUGCAGGACCUACUAUUGGCUGGUCUUAGAGGGAUGCAUUAAUAUGCUGAGCCCAGUGAAGAGAGAGUUAUUGGUAGAAAAGCAGAGAAAUAUUCAGGCUUUUAGUUUUGUACAGGGAACUCCUCACUUGAAAUAGCGGAAGGCAGGCAAACUUUAACCAGUCUGGAAUUUGCUAACAGAGAUGAGCUGCAGCAGAGAAAUCAUGUUUACUGGCAUGUGCAAAACAGAGUGGGGGAGGAAGUGGGAAGCUUGUAAAACCAAUUAAAAGCAUAAUAGCCGUCUGCUACACUGUGACCUCGCCAGAGAAGAGAAGAGGUGGGGAGAGAAGAUAAAUGAGGAAGUUCACCUGCUCCACUCAACAUCAGAAUACUGAAAAGCUCCUGGCCCAGGGAAUUUUAUUACAAUGGCUGUUGAAGCUGAUUUGAUUUUUGAAAGCUUCUUGAAGAAAAGAAAAGAUAAAAUGAAAUUUACGUGGGUAAAGUAUUGGUUCCGACUUCACAAUACCACCCUCUACUUCUUUACGAAGAAACAUGGAGCUGCAUUACGCCUCCAUGGACACUACUCCAUGUACAUAGUGCAGUCGGUGCGCGAGGCACAAGCUGUGAAAGCCGAUUACCCUUUUGAGAUCACAAUGACAAACGGAAAGAAGAAACUCCUGUCUGCAGAAUCUGCUGAUUUACGUACUGCCUGGAUUGAAAUCUUAUGGAAAUCAAUGCAGCUGCCAGGGCCUGGCAGAGAACAGUCAGCCUGCACGUGGCAUGAUGUUCCUACCUUGAUGGAAAGAGCUCAAGUUGCUAGAGACCAUAAGGAAGAAAAUCAUUACAACACUGUACUUUAUGUCGAGGAGACCAUUAGCUGCAUAUCCAGGGCCACUGAUCUCUUAAUAGAGGAGACCAAGAAAACCACUGAUUUUCAUACCUCUAAUGUUAAUGAAGACAGAGAGUCAGCUAUUUAUGAAACUCUAAAAGUGGAGACCAUUGAAGACAAGCCUAGUGAUGAGAGAGGGGAAAUUGGUGGAGAUGCUAAAGAGCAGCAUGGAGCAGCUGGUUGCACUACUUCUGUUGCGCAGAGCACAGAGUGAUCCAUGUCUUGCUGUCAACAGUGCUGCCACAGCAGAGGAUGAAUUCAUGCCCUGAGCUCUUCAGAAGGAACCACUGGCUUCUAAGAAAGAAAAGUCUAUUAAUGUUAAGCGAGCUGCUCCCAUCCAUCCCUGAAAAUGUUCAGGAAAAAAGUCCUCUUUAGGCAAAGCUGGAUAGAAGGGGUUUCCUAUUCUUUUCCUCUCAGGUUUCCAAUCUGGGAUCAUUGUUGCUUUUAAAAACUUUUCCUAGUUUGGGUUAAUUUUUUUUGAUUAAUUAAAUAUGCUUUGUACUGAAUUUUUGUUUUUCAAGCAUUAAAAGAUAAUGUGCAUUUA
Molecule: messenger RNA, 1740 nt
Organism: Mauremys reevesii (Reeves's turtle)
Lineage: Eukaryota; Metazoa; Chordata; Testudines; Geoemydidae
Exons: 8
Coding region: 733-1410 (225 amino acids)
Source: RefSeq, a predicted model, not a curated record